This is a messenger RNA of Octodon degus (degu), 1166 nucleotides long. RefSeq names its product carbonyl reductase 4 (gene Cbr4). NCBI's taxonomy places the organism in Eukaryota, Metazoa, Chordata, Mammalia, Rodentia, Octodontidae. Gene Ontology annotation, molecular function: oxidoreductase activity, acting on the CH-OH group of donors, NAD or NADP as acceptor; quinone binding. The record is from RefSeq and is a predicted model, not a curated record. Gene Ontology annotation, biological process: fatty acid biosynthetic process. The transcript is spliced from 5 exons. Bases 188 to 901 code for a protein of 237 amino acids.
ACGUCGGCGCGGGACGUCUGCGCCUCUUGGUCUCAGAGCGCCAGAAUCUGGCGGCGAGAGGAAGGCUGUUGUGUAGCGUUUCCGUAGCGCUUUAGGUUUCUGUUUGGAGCCGGUUGUUUAAAAGCCUGGGGUACUUGGGAAGGGGCUGCCGCUCUCAGCCGUGUGGACUCUGACUCUCGGGUCCAAGAUGAACAAAGUCUGUGCUAUUUUCGGGGGCUCCCGGGGCAUUGGCAGGGCAGUAGCGCAGUUAAUGGCCCAGAAGGGCUACCGAUUGGCGAUCGUGGCCAGAAACCUGGACGUGGCCCAGGCCGCCGCCGGUGAGCUCGGCGGAAAUCAUUUGGCUUUUAGCUGUGAUGUUGCUAAAGAACAUGAUGUUCAAAAUACAUUUGAAGAGAUGGAGAAACACUUAGGUCAAGUUAAUUUCUUGGUUAAUGCAGCUGGUAUUAACAGAGAUAGCCUUUUAGUAAGAGCAAAAACUGAAGAUAUGGUAUCUCAGCUUCAGACUAACCUCUUGGGCUCCAUGCUGACAUGUAAAGCUGCCAUGAGGACUAUGAUUCAGCAACAGGGCGGGUCUAUCGUUAAUGUUGGCAGUAUCGUUGGCUUAAAGGGCAAUUCCGGCCAGUCUGUAUACAGUGCCACUAAAGGAGGAUUAGUGGGAUUUUCCCGUGCACUUGCUAAAGAGGUAGCAAGGAAGAAAAUUAGAGUGAAUGUAGUUGCACCAGGAUUUGUCCGUACAGAUAUGACGAAAGACUUGAAAGAGGAACAGUUGAAGAAAAACAUCCCUCUUGGGAGGUUUGGAGAAGCCCUUGAAGUAGCCCAUGCAGUUGUGUUUCUUUUAGAGUCUCCGUAUGUUACUGGACAUGUUCUAGUGGUGGAUGGAGGGUUACAGCUUGUGAUGUAAUUAGAGACUGUUUGUUAUAAUGGUGGUUUGAGUCACUUUGACUAUUGAUUGUAAAUGAUACCUACCUGGGGGUGGCAUGUACUAAUCAAACAUACUGAUUCCACAAAUGUUGAUUCUUAUGUUUAUAUGACUGUCUGAAAAGAACAUUGUGUGACCAGCUGUGUUUCAGCUAAAGGGUGUGUGUCAUCUCCUGUUGAUUACUUGUGGGCUGUACUAAUUUUACCGUGGAGACAUUUUGCAAGGCAUGUAAACAGGUGUUAACUUU